AUGAGGACCCUCACUCUCCUUGCUGCCAUUCUCCUGGUGGCCCUGCAGGCCCAGGCUGAGCACAUUUCAGUGAGCAUCGAUGAAGUCGUAGACCAGCAGCCCCCACAGGCAGAGGAUCAGGACGUGGCCAUCUACGUUAAAGAGGAUGAGAGCUCCGCUCUUGAAGCUUUAGGUGUAAAAGCAGGUGUGGUCUGUGUGUGCAGACGAGCCCUCUGUGUACCUCGGGAACGUCGCGCUGGGUACUGCAGAAUCCGUGGAGUCCGCCACCCACUCUGCUGCCGCCGCUGA
This is a messenger RNA of Lepus europaeus (European hare), 288 nucleotides long. RefSeq names its product corticostatin-3. The transcript is spliced from 2 exons. The coding region runs from base 1 to 288 and encodes 95 amino acids. NCBI's taxonomy places the organism in Eukaryota, Metazoa, Chordata, Mammalia, Lagomorpha, Leporidae. Gene Ontology annotation, biological process: defense response to Gram-negative bacterium; cellular response to lipopolysaccharide; disruption of plasma membrane integrity in another organism. The record is from RefSeq and is a predicted model, not a curated record. Gene Ontology annotation, cellular component: extracellular matrix; extracellular region.